GAGAUAUUCUCGAUGGACAGAGGAUGCCUCAUUGCUUUCUGCACCUGGCGACACGACGAGCAAUAGGAUGGUGGCCCGCCGGCAAGCAUUCGCGCUCAAUUGUUCUACUUCUCUCUCUUGUGGUCUAGGUCCGUGCGCGGCCCAUAUAUGCAACCGACGCAUCUGAGCCUAUCUGAGAGCCAUCGCCACGCAGAGGUGGUCAGGCAUACCCCAACCCUGAACAUGCACUGGUCAGCUGCGGGUACCGCUCGGUCUUUGUACAGCACGCUUCCUCCAAUGAUUAUCUGCAACCGACGAGUGCCUGUCGGCAUACCCGAACGAAUUACUGACAUCGAAUGCCCAUUCAGUCCAUCCUUCUCCUCCUAGCCGGCCUCCUCGAACAGCUCGCCAAGCUCGACCGGAAAGUUCAGAUCGAUGACCACCAUCAGGUCGAGGAAAUGGUCGAACUCAACGGUCGCCUGCAUCCGCAAGAUGAGGAACCUCGGCCUCGCCUCGCUGUGAAGCCGUCGCGAAGGUUAUCGAUGGCCACGCGAAGCAAAUCAGCUGCCUU
Fomitopsis serialis is the source of this 550-nucleotide messenger RNA. RefSeq lists its product as uncharacterized. The annotation marks the transcript as partial. Lineage: Eukaryota; Fungi; Basidiomycota; Agaricomycetes; Polyporales; Fomitopsidaceae. The transcript has 3 exons. The record is from RefSeq and is a predicted model, not a curated record.